AUGGCGGGAAGGAAGUCCCAGCGUAUUAUCCAGGCGAAGGAUAUUUUUGAUUGUGUACUAUGCCAAUUGAAUAACGUCUCAAAAUAUUUUGAAAAGGACCAGACCAAGUUAGUCUUGAGUAUCAAUCCCAAACCAGACCAAGACAUCCGAUUAGCUGCUCUGUUCAUGAGUGGAGAAGACCCCUGGGAUAGGAGUUUUUAUCGACUACUGGGUUCAAGGUCUUUGGCAUUGGAAAGGGAGCAAUGGCCCAACAAUAGACCGUUGGAUAGGGGUAUGGUCAUCCCAAAGACCUACGGCAUGGUUAGCAAAUUUCUGCGCAACCAAGGGCUAGAGGCCUCUACAUUUGUUAGAGAGGCAUUACGGUCUGGUCAGAUCCUUCUCCGUAUUGAGGAGGUGUUGGAGUUCCGGGAAUCUCCUUGUGUCUCUCCCGGAUUCCCGAAACUCCAGCACUUGCACGGGACGAAGAAGCAAAGCCAUACAGUUAUUAAAGUAGUCGAUAUUCUGUUGGCUGCACGCUUCCCCUCUGCUUGUGGGCUCAUGGAUACCAAGCAUGGUACAACUAUCACAUCGGUUAGUGUGCUGACCCACCAUCUCUUUCGCUUGUCCUGA
Molecule: messenger RNA, 609 nt
Organism: Aspergillus tanneri
Lineage: Eukaryota; Fungi; Ascomycota; Eurotiomycetes; Eurotiales; Aspergillaceae
Exons: 1
Coding region: 1-609 (202 amino acids)
Source: RefSeq, a predicted model, not a curated record